AUGAAACGAUCUACACGAUCAUUAGCACAACAUCAACCGCCAUUAUCACCACCUCAUCUCGAACCAUGGUCGCCUUCUCAACAGGCAUUAUCACUUCAUCCAUCAUCGCCACGACCGAUCUCACCACAGCCUACACCCAACGUACUCACAGCACCUUCUAGGGCGUCUUCUCAUUCAUCUAAUUAUUGGCAAAAUCGUAGAGCACACAUCCGAAGAAAGAAACAACGAUAUUUGUACUCAGUCACUGAUAUCCUACAUCAAAAUUAUGCAUUACUGGCCGUCGAUCGUCAUUUACGCGAACGUCAUAUACGAUUUACUCAUGUCAAGGAUAAAACCGAAAACGAACAUCAUGGAAUAUUUCAAUGUGAAGAUAAUUCAGAUGAAACAUUGUACGCAAUGUACCGAGUUAAUCAAUAUCUUCGAGAUGACGAGUUGUUGCUUCCUUCUAAAUUUACUUCAUACGUUGAUUUUCAUGAAUAUUGUAAUGGCUUUACACACGAAUAUUACUUUUUGAAAAAUGAAACAGAUAAAACUGAUUGUAAUGAAUUAUGUCUUACAGAUUAUACAUUAUGUGAUGGUGUUUGGAAUUGUUUAGAUGGACGUGAUGAGUUAGACUGUCCAAAUAGAAUAGUUGAAUCAUCCAUAAAAAGUGAUAUAGCGGGAUGUGAAAUAAAUGAACAUUAUUGUUUCAAACUGAACUUGAAAGGUAUUCUUGAUUUGACUUGUGUACCGAAUGAAUAA
Molecule: messenger RNA, 741 nt
Organism: Didymodactylos carnosus
Lineage: Eukaryota; Metazoa; Rotifera; Eurotatoria; Philodinida; Philodinidae
Source: the annotation of a GenBank genome assembly